GAGGAGCGUGGCGUGGAGGGUGCCUGGCGUCGCUGCUGGACAUGGAGGUAACUAUCGGCCGUUUCAUUAUCGUCCUGAGUCCACGUCCGCUCGCUCUCUUUGGUCACUUGGAGCAAGUGGACCGGCAAGUAACGGAGACCGAUGGGUACAUGAUGGGCUUUGUACCCCUCCACGAUGGUGGGGCUCAUGUUCUGCUCUUGACGCACAAUCUGUAGCGAGCGUUGCUUUUGGAUCUUUUCCGUGGCAUUGAUACCCUUCCUCGCUCACUUAUCUUCCAGCACCGCGCAUUGCUUUCGCACAGCGUACGCAGCCGCACAUACUACUACUACAGUCGCCCUCGCUCCGCGUCCACGCCCGAACCAUGUCGUCCGGUAUCACAGAGACCGAGACGGUCCUCACCCUCGACAACAUCAACCCACACGUCCGCGCGGCCAAGUAUGCUGUCCGUGGCGAGCUCGCUGUAAAGUCGGAGCAGUACCGCGCAAAGCUGGCCAAGGGCGAGGGCAAAGACCUGCCCUUCGACACCGUCAUCGCCGCCAACAUCGGCAACCCGCAGCAGCUGGACCAGAAGCCCAUCACCUUCUUCCGCCAGGUCGCGUCGCUGCUGGAGAACCCGCUGCUGCUCCAGCACGAGGACGUCCUCACUGGGAGUCUGGGCUACAAGAAGGAUGUCGUCCAGCGAGCACGGAAGCUGCUGAAGGAGGUCAACAGCGUGGGCGCAUACUCCCAGUCCCAAGGUGCACCAGGCAUCCGCCAGUCGGUCGCCGAAUACAUCGAGCGCCGCGACGGCUACCCAUCGACAUUCGACAACGUAUACCUCAGCAACGGCGCCUCGUCCGGCGUCAACACGCUCCUUCACGUCAUCUGCGCAAAGCCAGAGACCGGCAUCAUGGUGCCCAUCCCCCAGUACCCUCUCUACACCGCCACCCUCUCCGUCCUCGACGCCCGCUGCGUCCCCUACUAUCUCGACGAGUCCGCCAACUGGGGCACCAGCAUGGCCGCGAUCCAGGAGAGCUACGACAAGGCGAAGAGCGAGGGCACAGACGUAAAGGCUAUCUGCAUCAUCAACCCGGGCAACCCGACGGGUGCCUCGCUGCCUGCCGAGGACAUCAAGAGCGUACUGAAGUUUGCGGCGAGGAACAAGCUCGUCGUCAUCGCAGACGAGGUCUACCAGACCAACGUCUUCAUCGGCGAAUUCAUCUCCUUCAAGAAAGCACUGCGCGACCUGCAGAAAGAGUCCCCCGGCCAGUUCGACCGCAUCGAGCUCGCGUCCCUGCACUCGGUUUCCAAGGGCAUGGUCGGCGAGUGCGGACACCGCGGCGGAUACUUUGAGUUAGUCGGCUUCCAUCCGGAGGUUGCGGCUGAGAUCUACAAGUUCAUCUCGAUCCAGCUGUGUCCGCCGGUCAUCGGGCAGUGCAUCGUGGAGAUGAUGGUCAACCCGCCAAAGCAGGGCGAGGAGAGUUAUGAGUUGUACAAGAAGGAGUACGACGGCAUUUUCAAGGGACUGAAGGAGCGCGCGUAUGCGCUGUAUGAGGCGUUUAAGAAGAUGGAGGGCGUGGAGGUUGGGGAACCGCAGGUCAGUACUCUUCAGGUCUCACAUCCUCUCACCGUCCAGACUAUCCCCGCUGUCCGGCUCCCUCGUAGUUGUGGGACGAGCUAACUGUACGAAGGGCUCCAUGUAUCUCUUCCCCACCAUCACGCUCCCCAAGAAGGCUCUCGAGCAGGCGAAGAAGGAGGGCCACGCCGCCGACGAAUUCUAUUGCUUCCGCAUGCUCGAUGCGACAGGUGUGUGCACAGUCGCUGGCACA
Molecule: messenger RNA, 1808 nt
Organism: Macroventuria anomochaeta
Lineage: Eukaryota; Fungi; Ascomycota; Dothideomycetes; Pleosporales; Didymellaceae
Product: alanine aminotransferas-like protein
Exons: 1
Coding region: 362-1660 (432 amino acids)
Biological process (GO): biosynthetic process
Molecular function (GO): pyridoxal phosphate binding; L-alanine:2-oxoglutarate transaminase activity
Source: RefSeq, a predicted model, not a curated record